Molecule: messenger RNA, 5940 nt
Organism: Nylanderia fulva
Lineage: Eukaryota; Metazoa; Arthropoda; Insecta; Hymenoptera; Formicidae
Source: RefSeq, a predicted model, not a curated record
GGAGCGCGAUUGGUCGAUCGGGCUGCGCCGCCAGUCUCCCGAGAGCAGUCGCUGCUGUAGCCUCGCGGCGGACCGGCACUUCGUCGCCUCCGCGAAAAGAAGAGAAGAGAGAGAGAAAAAAAGAAAAACAAAACACGCUUCUCUCCGUUCGUCGCGACGAGUGUGUAAUGGCCACUGUGCGGUUCGCGGGAGUAGUGAUAAAUUCGCGUCCUCCGCGUCGUUAAUCAUCGCGAAUCGACGCGCGAGCGAACGAAAAACCCAGGGGGGAGGGGGGAAGAAGGGAGCCCCGAGUUUAAUCGCGUGAAGUUGUCGUCGCGUCCUUUUCGUAAUAACGGCGAUAGCCGCGAUAACCCGGACUUCUCUCGAGAGAGCGUCUCUUCUCUCACACUUCCGUCUUCUUUUUUUUCUUUUCUGUCGUGAAUACACAGUGCGUGAGGAUCACAAGUGCCAGGAGCCAGUGUUUGUACCCAUCUUUAUGUGCGCGGCCCGUUGUCGAGUGUGCGUUGUCGCGCUGCCGCCGCCGGCGCUCGGAUCCCUCGGUGACCACCGACGCUGGAUUUAUCAGGCGCGGCGUCGUCUCCCCUGAGCGCGUUGUGGACCUCGCCACCCCUUCGCCAUCCCGCCGAGGGAUUCAUCGACUUGGACGCAUUUGGUACCAUUGCGAUUCCCGCGUCGUGUCGGGUGUGCCGUGUAAAGUGUUGGUCGAAAUCGUAAUUAUUCGUGUUUUCGCGAGUGUUUUGUGAAUACUACAAAAAGGACCAGGAGAGGACGAGCAGGCCUGGGGAGCCAUCGGGCAACAGCGGGGCAACUGUGAGAUCAAUGUACUGUGUACUACAACUCCGCUAUUGCACGUGUCGUGAUCUUCCUGCGUUGAUUGGAAUACUCACAUGGCAUUCAACCUUCUGCUGCAUCGGUGUUCGACGUAACAUCGCUCGGAGAUCCUCGGAGCAACGGAUGACCGCAGCGAGUACCCUCGCGUCCUAAUUAAAGAAAUGGACACCGUAAUUACGAGGCCACGUCGAGGACCAGGGAUGAUACGGGCCAAUUCGGCGCGUUAAAUGCUCCCCCGGGGAUUCACAUUCCGGCCGAGGCUCUCGCGGAUCUGGGAUGGCUUCUGGGAGCAGACGCGGCAGCGAGCAACACAGCAACAAUAUCGGAUUAGACUCAGUUAACAAGCCUGUGUCGUCGACGUAUUGGUUGCGCAAGUAGAUAGAUUUUAAAUCGAGUCAACCCCCUACGCGAGAACAACGAAGUUAGGGACGGCAAAAUAAUCUGGCGGAGCUAUUAGAUCGUGUAUAUAAUGAAAGCACGUGGAACGGGACGGUAGUGGACCGAGAGAGAGGAUGCUGCGAAGAAGAGAUUGAAUCCUACCUUACACGUCGCCUAAUCGUUCGGACACAUCGCAGAGUCGCGUCAAGGGAGUUAUCUCUCUGCCUAACCUGACAUGUGAGGCCUCAAAGAUGUAGAUACGAAUAGUUACGGAGAAGAUACUCUUGACCCCAUCCCAUUCCCGUUCGAAACCCUCUUCGUGUACAUCGCGAAUAUCGAGAAUAUAUCCAGAUAGAGAGAGGAUAUCAAUCGUGAAAAAGCAAACUGCCAGGCUAUAAGAUAUAAAAUACAACACAUCGACAUCGACAUCGGAGGGAAACGCACCGGAUGUCGCGGUCAAAGGGAACGACACGGUGAGAGAAGAUUGAGAGACGGCCGGUGACUUCAGGAAUGUGAUGUGACAGAAUUCUUCGCGAGAAGAAAUCAGUAUUCUUGAAGACAAGAAUUGUAGAAAGAGAGAAAGAGAGAGAAAAAGAAAAGGGCAUUGAUAGAGACACAUUUUAACAAGUGUCCUUAUCGAUUCCAAGUUUUCUCCUCUUCGUCCUUGUCGCGAAACGGCGAGAUUGCCUCUGGUGUUAUGGAAUGAACCGAUGCCCAGACAGGGUAUCUAAUUAUUCACAAUCAUCCGCGUUAUGACCCCGAUAAUGCGACUGCUCCUUCUAUUCGCCCUGAUGGCCGUACAGUCCUGCUUGACUGUCUGCUCGGCGAGCGGCGACGGCGGACCCAACAGCCAAGUCUUCAAUCUGGACCACACCGCUCUGGAGAAGAAUCUGGCGGCGAUCUUCAACAAGGUAGCGCACAGUUCCGCGACCACGAAACGCAGCGUGCCAGCGUACGACGCCCAGGUGUCGGCCAGUACGACCCUGUCGACGGUACCGUCGCCAUUGACCACCAGCACGACCACCAGUACGACCUCCAGCCCGUCGGUACCCGCCGUCAAGUAUCCGGCGGUGCCACGGGCCACAGCUUCGCCCAUCUUCCGAGAUCUUCCGUCGUACGCGCCGCCCUCCAGAGCACUCUUCACGCCACCCUUGCCGCCAGAGUACCUACAUCCAUUUGCCGACAAGCCCACGUUACGAGGAACCAAUUCGGACGUGUACACCGGUAACAGGAGGCCCGUACCGCCGCCCAGUCUGACACCGGCACACGAGCGAAUACCUAUCCGACCGCCGGAUCUACCUCAGAGUCCUUCCUCCCAAGUGCCGGAAAGACAUCACGCCCACUCGAGGAAGCCGACGAAUGUGCCUGACGGUAGAGGGGAGCAGAGACCGGAGUCCGGUGAAACCGAUCGACGGAACAGCACCAAUGAUCCCUCGUUCGUGACCCUUCACUACCCUAGUAUCUCGAGGAUCUUGUCCGGCAGCAACGGCAGGAAGCAGGAUAUCCCCGAUAUAUUGUUGAAGCCGUUAGCGACGAAGAGCCCGUUAUCAAAUAUACCGCCUGCCCCGACGACCGACAAGACUACAUCGGCACCGAGCACCUUCACACCCGGCAGCACCGCGGAUCCUUCGAGAAUUGCCGUCACUCAGCCGACCAUCUUCAAUCUACCGAAUACCGGCCGGCAGGACGACGACGGCUAUCAUCACGGGUUAAGAAACGAACACGAGGACAGUAUCGAGAUAGUGGACACGGAGAGGCUGCCGUAUCCGCAGGCGCAGCCCCCGGCGCCGACGUCGAAGCGACCGACUAACUCCGACGACGAUGACGAGCAUCUAGUGCCGCAAGUCGACACGCAUCCGCUCGAAUCCACGUGGCGGAUCGCCUGGUCGCUGCACGUGUACGUCGCGGCGAUUAUGUUCACGCUCAUGGCCCUGUACUCGAUCUACAAGAUCGUGCGCUUCAACGAAGCUACGAAUCUGCUCACGCAGUCAUAUUUCUUGGCUGUUCACUUACUGCUGACUACCGUCUGCACUCUGAGGUGUUUCCACCUCUUCUAUGACGCUUACAAUCUCGGUCAUUCGUUGCCUGAACCAUUGUCCAGGGUGCUAAUGUAUCUGCCGGCGCCGCUCUUGUCCACGGCCUUCGCUACUCUGAUGCUAUACCUCGCUCGGUGCUCGGAGGCGCCCUCGCUCAACAACAGUAUCCUGUCGCCUACCACGCUCGUACUCUCCUCCACAGUGCACAUCGUGCUGUGCGUCUCCCUUCACGUGUCCACGCAUGUGCUCGGCUAUCAGGACGAGGCGAGAAUUUUGCCGCUCAUCUGCCAAUGUAUCUAUAUCGUUGUCUGUGUUACGCUGGGCUUGUGUUACAUGUACGUGUAUCGCGUGGUGCGCUCGCAAAUCCACCUGGCCAGCAACAAGGCAGCCGGGGCGAAUCACAUGAUGGGCGCCGAUCCUACCACGGUGGCGCUUAGCACUGCCAUCACCACCACCAUCGCCACCGCUCUGCUGUUCAUUCUCAUGGGUCUCUUGCAACUCUACGGCAUCUUCGGCGUCCAGGAACGUCCGCAACCGUAUCCGUGGCUCUGGUGGGGUUGGCAAUUCUCGGUCAGACUGCUCGAGCUAUGCGUCUGCGGUCUUCUGGCUUGGGUCGCCAGUCUGUCUCAGUAUCCACUGCGCGAGAAACAAAUGCAGCAACACUCGGUGCACUCGGGUUUCGCACUGUUUCCCUGCGGCAGUUCCACGUCCACGGAGAAUAUGGAUGAUGUGCUCUAUCCUGCUAUAUGUAGCACCAACCAAGCGAUUCAGAAUUAUACCAUGAGAACGGGAAAACAGGUUUACGAUGACAGUUUUCCACUGAACACUCUGCCCGAGCAUUUGAACAUAUCAGGUACCUUCGAGAGACAUUCCAUCCGCAAGUCAGGCACAAUGGGACACUUCCCUCACGAAGGUCGAGGUUCCUUGAGUCGUCAUGGUAAUGGCAUACAGACCCUAAGGAAUUCCGAGACUCGCGGCAGGCAUACGCCCGUGCAAGGCCUACAUGAACAAGCUCCGACCAGCGGCUCGACGAUGCUAGUCGCCGAGGACGGCUUCGUUAGGUUCCGGAGUCUUGGCGCAGAGGAAGACGAGCUGUCCGAUACGCAGAGCAUAGUCGGCACUCACGGUAGAGGAAGCUCCCUCGCUGGUAGCGUCAGGUACAACGCGAGGCACUCGACGGUACAACAUCAGCAUCCCCAUCAUCAGCACUCGCUGCAACAUUCGCAUCCGAGUCAGCAUCAACAAACUCAUCAUCAGCUUUACAACAACACGUAAAGGCUGUGCCAACGCGAUGACUAAAACGUGAUUUUCGUUGAUAUAGUAGACGAACGAGGUCGUCGUCAAUGAAAUAUAUAGGAUAUAUAUAUUGACAUGAAUCGCGGGAAUCGUCGCCCUCGCAAACUUCGGUCUAAACUCGAAAACUAAUUUUAUCUCAUACUCUAUGUAAGAUAUGUCCUGUGUAUAGACAACCUAAUUGCCAUUCUCGCUCUCCCGCUUCGCAUCGACGUCCGAGCCAAGCCUCUGCCGUACGAUACCUCUAUACAUAUUUAUUUUGAUCUUCGAUAAGCGAGUAAAAGUAUACGGCGAACUCGUUUGGGGUUCCUCUACCUGUAUGUGGGUAGUUCAGGGUAUAUCGAAACUUGAUCUUAUAUUAGGCACUUGGUACUUAUUAAGAUUCAUGUGAUUGAAGAAAAAAACAUAAAGAAAUAAUGUGUCUCACUGAAGUAUCUAGGGAAACGCGCUUCUCUCUCGGUUUUACGUUCACUGUUAGUACCGAAGAUGGGCUGUGGAACGAUAAUGGAAAAAAUACAAGUGAUUUUAAAUCGAUUUCUUAACAUUGCUACAAUGUUAAUGAUGUGUUUUAGCAAAUGUAAUAAUGAUUAUUCACUAUCGCGUGACUAGAAAAGACUUUGACGUUUGAACGUUGUACUGUCCUGACAAUUUUUACAACAACCGUACAAGCUCAUUCUUUUACAUAGUCAUAUAUACGUUGAAAUUCUUUGAGUAAUCACCUUUAAUUAAUUUGCGGUACUUAUUAUUAUUUUUUUGUACGAAACUUCUCAAGUAAAUUCGAUAUAAAAUCAGCUUUGCGACCAACAGGAGGUAUAUUUUUUACAAAAGAAAAAUUGCACGCGAGGUCCAAACACAACUGGAGAAAACAAUUGCGAUUCUCAUUCAGGUAUUCCGAGAUUAGGAUGUGAUUGUGUCAAGCUGAAAGCGAUGUUUGUACAGUCGAUGAUAAUUUAUCACUCAGUCCAAUUGUACGAUUUAGUUAGCGGCUAAGACACUAGGUUAAGAAUUGCGGGUUAUACGUUAAGUUUAGUCAUUAAGAGAGAGAAAGAGAGAGUUAGACGAGUCGCGACUAAUGUCAACAGAUUUACAUUUAAUAAAUCGAAAGGAAAUAAGGAAGAUAUAAAAGAAUACUAUUACCGAUGUAGAAUAGAUGACAUAAGUGCGAUUUAACGUCACACAUACACACACAGGCCAGCAUUUUACUUUAUUUCUCAGAUUCUAAGGUACAAAAUAGUACUUUUUACCUUUCACUCCGUAUAUCGAUAGGUUUAAGCGGUCGCAGUGUAUAUGUUUACAUAUGGACAUUGUAAAUAAGGUAUACGGGCUCGUCGUGAACGAAUCUACUGUUAUAAUGGAAUCCGAUUAGAUUCCGUUUGACGCGUCGAAAUCACAACUCUCGGUU